Messenger RNA from Candidozyma haemuli, 1059 nucleotides. RefSeq lists its product as uncharacterized. The coding region runs from base 1 to 1059 and encodes 352 amino acids. NCBI's taxonomy places the organism in Eukaryota, Fungi, Ascomycota, Pichiomycetes, Serinales, Metschnikowiaceae. The record is from RefSeq and is a predicted model, not a curated record. The transcript has a single exon.
AUGAAUUGUGAUACCGACCAUUCGUUCGAUCUAUCGAACAUCCUCGACGAAGAAGACCUCCAAGUUAACGAUUUCAAUGAUAUUUCCCUCAAUGCUUCACCCAUCAAAAAGCCUUCGAAAAUUUCACAUAACGGCUCUCCCAUAAAGUCGGCGGCCUCCCUUAAUAUGAACAGCUUUCCUGACCUCCGAAUCCUGCCCAACGAGCUCUUCCAAGUGACCCAUCAUCUCCGAUCUCAUGAACGGAUAGAUGAGCCCGAGAGGGCUCUCAAGAACGAUAAGAUCGAGAAACUCCUCAAUGAGCUUGAGGACGAGAACGGCGACUUUGAACUAGAUCAUCAGCUUCGAACCCGUGUGUUCCGUGCUCGUUUGAAGAAGCAGCCAGUCGCUGACACGUUGGACAUGAAACUAGACUCUUUCCUACAAGACAGACCAAUGGAAAGUUUACCGAACAAACGGAGCUCAAAGAGGUCCAACGAUGAAAAUAAGGAGAACAGCACGCCAAGUCGUCAUAGCAAGAAGCCUAGGCUAUCUGACAGGCCAAGAAAGAGUCUAUCAUCGAUACCUUCUCUUCAGCCAUUGAACAACGUUACCGAAUCCAACACGAGAAACCUAGUACGUUCACCUCAGCGUAUAUGUGUUCCAAAGAAUCUGACGCCGCGGAGGCCAUGUUUCAAGAAACUGCAGCGACUGCCAGUUCAGAUAUAUAUGGUUGAGUCACUGACAGGUCUUGUGAACGACGCAACACAAUUCGGUACCGAGCUUAAUGCUUCUAAUUGCGAAGGGUUUCUCAUGCCUGACAACGUCAACGAAAUCGUUCAGAUACCGACUAAUGAGGUGGGGCCACAAGCAAAGAAGAAGUUGGCCAUUAUCAAAGCGCACCACAGUAAGAGGUUUUCCCAAGGUAACCUCGAAGGCAGCCUUCUGGUGGGUGACGAAUCAAGCUCAGGCUUCUACCUGAAACAGGAGUUUGAUGAUUACAGAGCUUUGAGACCGCAAAGCCAAGUGCAAGUGCACAGAGACACCAAAGCCGUUAGAUGGGCUGACGAACUAGAGUGGUAA